Coregonus sp. 'balchen' is the source of this 16123-nucleotide messenger RNA. NCBI's taxonomy places the organism in Eukaryota, Metazoa, Chordata, Actinopteri, Salmoniformes, Salmonidae. The record is from the annotation of a GenBank genome assembly.
CAGAAAGUGUCCCAGUACAUCAUCAUCGUCCAGGCCACAGACAUGGAGGGGAACCUGAACUUUGGCCUGUCCAACACGGCCACCGCCCUCAUCUCUGUGACCGACAUCAACGACAACCCUCCCGAGCUGACCGCCAGGACGGUGAGUCUCCUGUCCACCCUAGGACUGACCGCUACUGUAGGGCCACACAUCUGUCUUCAUGACAGGAUAACAUCAGUUGAUGGAUAUUCAACAGGGCAGUGCCCCAACUCUGCAGUAGAUGCAAUCCAUGUGUCUGAUGCUAUAUUAGAGAACAAGAGGUCAUGGCUCUUUGACAGGACGUAAGAGAGCUGGACAGACAAGAGGGACAGAGACAUGUGGAGAGAUAAAAAUAGGGAGAAGAAAGGGACCAAAGGGAAAGAGAGAAAGAGGGAGCUACUGAAGUAAAGGGAGAGUGGUUCGGAGCGACAUGGAGGGACAGAAAGAGAGGGAGGAGAGAGAAUGAUCAUAGGCAUUCUAUUUGGUGACGGUAGGAGCCCUCCCUCCUCUGGUGACCAUGGUUUGUCUGCAGGCGUCUGGCCUCAGUCUGGAGGCAGCCUGUCUUCCGUAUUGUGUGUGUCUGUCUGAGUGUGUGUGUGUGUGUGUGUGCGCGCAUCUGUGCAUGCAUGUAUGCGUGCAUCAAAAGGGAGGAGUAGUCUGUCUCUCCCUUCGUUGGUUUCUCUUUCUCUCUCUUUCUCCAUCUCUCUGCUCUUUCUGUCUGUAUGUCCAUCCAUCUGCAGAGAGAGGAGUGUGCCAGGCAGGCAGCAGCGUAGUUCCAGCCGGAUGCUCUGAUAAGAGGACCCAGCUGUCAGAGACUAGCCCACUGAACAAUGCCUCGCCUCGGACCACUCUGUCCUGUCUCUGUCACUCCCCUCUCACAGGGGAACACUCAAACCUCCACAGGCACAUGCACGCACACACACACACACAUGCACUGCCUUGCCACACUCCUCUCCACUCUACACUGUCUCUACUCUCUCCACAGCUCAGCCUCUGUAUGCUGUUGUAGGGCCACUGGUGUAUCAGACAUGGUGUUGGGUGGAAGGAGAGUGUUGAGUAUCCUCACUGCCUCACAGUGUUUAGAACCGUGUGGCAUUGCAAGAGCGAUAACACAUUAUAAUAGCAAACAAACCAGGAUGACAAAGGAGGAGAAAGAAACAAGCUUUGGCAACAUGGUUUAGAACACAUGGUUUGGAACUCAAGUGUCAAACUGUGUGUUCCAACAGUAACAGAUGGAUGGGUCUCUGUUGUGGAGGGACAGUGGUUAUGUUGGUGCAGACUGCAGAGGACAGGGGAGGGAGGAAGAGAAGAUGAGUGGGUACAGGAGAGGACAUGUUAGUCAUAGAGACAGCUGUCUUACUGUCUUACUGCUGUGUAUGACACACAUAGCUUUACUCGUGGGCACACACAUACACAGACAAAAACAAACACACUCUAUUUUCCUAGAAGAUUGCAGUAUUAUCCAGGUUCUCUGUUGCUUUGUUUGGCAAUCCCUGUUCUUCUCUUCCCACACAGCAAACUCCACUUGGAGCAGUUACAGUGGGGGAAAAAAGUAUUUAGUCAGCCACCAAUUGUGCAAGUUCUCCCACUUAAAAAGAUGAGAGAGGCCUGUAAUUUUCAUCAUAGGUACAUGUCAACUAUGACAGACAAAAUGAGAAAUAAAAAUCCUGAAAAUCACAUUGUAGGAUUUUUAAUGAAUUUAUUUGCAAAUUAUGGUGGAAAAUAAGUAUUUGGUCAAUAACAAAAGUUUCUCAAUACUUUGUUAUAUACCCUUUGUUGGCAAUGAUACAGGUCAAACGUUUUCUGUAAGUCUUCACAAGGUUUUCACACACUGUUGCUGGUAUUUUGGGCCAUUCCUCCAUGCAGAUCUCCUCUAGAGCAGUGAUGUUUUGGGGCUGUCGCUGGGCAACACGGACUUUCAACUCCCUCCAAAAUUUUCUAUGGGGUUGAGAUCUGGAGACUGGCUAGGCCACUCCAGGACCUUGAAAUGCUUCUUACGAAGCCACUCCUUCGUUGCCCGGGCGGUGUGUUUGGGAUCAUUGUCAUGCUGAAAGACCCAGCCACGUUUCAUCUUCAAUGCCCUUGCUGAUGGAAGGAGGUUUUCACUCAAAAUCUCACGAUACAUGGCCCCAUUCAUUCUUUCCUUUACACGGAUCAGUCGUCCUGGUCCCUUUGCAGAAAAACAGCCCCAAAGCAUGAUGUUUCCACCCUCAUGCUUCACAGUAGGUAUGGUGUUCUUUGGAUGCAACUCAGCAUUCUUUGUCCUCCAAACACGACGAGUUGAGUUUUUACCAAAACGUUCUAUUUUGGUUUCAUCUGACCAUAUGACAUUCUCCCAAUCCUCUUCUGGAUCAUCCAAAUGCACUCUAGCAAACUUCAGACGGGCCUGGACAUGUACUGGCUUAAGCAGGGGGACACGUCUUGCACUGCAGGAUUUGAGUCCCUGGCGGCGUAAUGUGUUACUGAUGGUAGGCUUUGUUACUUUGAUCCCAGCUCUCUGCAGGUCAUUCACUAGGUCCCCCCGUGUGGUUCUGGGAUUUUUGCUCACCGUUCUUGUGAUCAUUUUGAUCCCACGGGGUGAGAUCUUGCGUGGAGCCCCAGAUCGAGGGAGAUUAUCAGUGGUCUUGUAUGUCUUCCAUUUCCUAAUAAUUGCUCCCACAGUUGAUUUCUUCAAACCAAGCUGCUUACCUAUUGCAGAUUCAGUCUUCCCAGCCUGGUGCAGGUCUACAAUUUUGUUUCUGGUGUCCUUUGACAGCUCUUUGGUCUUGGCCAUAAUGGAGUUUGAAGUGUGACUGUUUGAGGUUGUGGACAGGUGUCUUUUAUACUGAUAACAAGUUCAAACAGGUGCCAUUAAUACAGGUAACGAGUGGAGGACAGAGGAGCCUCUUAAAGAAGAAGUUACAGGUCUGUGAGAGCCAGAAAUCUUGCUUGUUUGUGGGUGACCAAAUACUUAUUUUCCACCAUAAUUUGCAAAUAAAUUCAUAAAAAAUCCUACAAUGUGAUUUUCUUGAUUUUUUUUCCUCAAUUUGUCUGUCAUAGUUGACGUGUACCUAUGAUGAAAAUUACAGGCCUCUCUCAUCAUUUUAAGUGGGAGAACUUGCACAAUUGGUGGCUGACUAAAUACUUUUUUCCCCACUGUAUUAUUUGUGUAUGACAGACACAGAAAAUAAUGUGCAUCUCUCAAUGGGAGAUGGAGAGAAAACAUAAACACACUAAUUAAGUAAAAUUGCUUGCGGGGGCGUAAACCAAGCAGAUAUAUUGCUUCUAAUUUGAAAAAAGCCAAAUGUUUUUUUCAUUUCAGAACAUGGGCAUGAAUAUGAGUGUGAUGUUCGUCAUUAUGUGAAAAACAAAAAGACAAAGGUACUUGCCACAACUCAUCAGGCUGCAUUCAGCGACUGUAUAAUCUCUCUCUCCUAGUGUUAUGGUGGUGUGAUCUAAUCAAGUGCAUUACACUCAAACUAAACUCUAUAAUCCUGUCGACGUUUUCAAUUCAUAAUGGUGGGUGUUUGGAGCUGUGGUAUGUAGGUUCAUAUGUUCAAAUCUCAGCCAGAUAGAUUCCAGUAUGCCUUGAUUGCAUGCUAUUGCUGGUUUACCUGUAGAGCCUCUGUGUCUAAUAGACUAGUUUUACUUAAGCGUAUUACUGAAGGACAGUCAGUGGCAUGGUGUUGGCACAGGAGGCGUCAUUGACUAUUAGUGAUAGUAAAUGUGCAACUGCAUGUGGCACUGGUGUGACAUGAAAAAGGCAGAAAUUAAGUGUGUUGGUGUUGCCAAUGCCUAGGACUCCUUCACCAUCACAAUGGGGAUAUAAUAACACCCUUAAAACAGAUUUAACUGUGCACCAGAAUUUCAAGAGUUGUUUUUAAGGGCAUUUCUAUUCACAAUUCUUGCUAACAUUAUUGCCUUGUUCUUGCUGUUGUUAUUUUCAACCAAGACUAUGCUUCUAUUGAGAACAGUAAAAGAGCCCAUGGAUUCAUGUUGCGUUGCUGAUUCUCUUGUGAGAAACUGGAAACAUAAUGCAGUACUACACUCUGAAACAGCAGGGUUCUCCUUUUCCAGGCUCAAUUCUUAUAUUAUUCAGUUAUUCUCAAUUCAGUCUCUAAAAUGUUGUGGUUAAAAGCAGUUCAAUGGGACACAUUCCCACUAAGGGUUGGGGUCUAUUCCAUUUUGAACUAGAUGGAUUCCAUUCCAAUUCAACCUCUGCACUUUCUCUUGAACUUCAAUAUAAAUUCCAACCAUUGAUUCUUGAGUUUACCAAAGUAUUCUGAUUUAACUGUGCACCAUUAUCCUCUGUCCUUUUUGAACCCAUGUUGGGAGCUGCAGUUCCCUAACAAGCAACCAGUGGAGGUUCCCUUAAGUAUCUGUUUGUCUCUCUGGCUGCUUAUCAGACAGACCAACUGUUACUUUCAAGGGUGAGGACAUCUUCCCAGAGCCCAGUAUCCAGUUAAACAGUUGCAUAAGGUUUUUAAAACCACAUCUCAUUCUGCCUCUCCCCCUCUCUCUCCCAAUGUUGUCAGACAAGCUUGGAAAGUUGUUUUCCUGUCUGUGUUGAAGCUGGGGAUGAAAAUGAAAUAGAGGAACCCACACACCACAGAUAAUGUGCAUAUUACAUUUAUUCUGUGCUUAUCGGCAUGGCGAUGCUGCGGGGGACAUGGGGCGAGGAGGAGGGCGAGGGGGGAUUGGGGUGCAGCCCCAGCGCCAUGAUGAAGUCAUUAGACUGAACAGCAGCUGGCAGACACACACCAUAAACCAGUUAACGCAUCACAAGAGGAAACAAGGAUUACUGUCUGACAAUGAGAGCUGUGUGUGUGUGUGUGUGUAUGUGUUGUGCAUUUGUGUUUCUUGAUUAUUAAAGAGACUGCUGCAGAAUGUAACUUUGCGACUUGAUUGGACUAGAUUCAUGUACAGUAGGUUUUUGUGUAUGCUGUUUCUGCUGAGUUUCCUCUAUCAUUUAGUGAGACUGAAUGGUUUUAGAUUGGAAUAUAAUGAAGAUCAUUACUCAAAGAUGGUCCAUGCAAUCUAUUUAAUUACAUUACUUAUUGAAUUGCUUAAUUGGUAAAUGUGCAGAGUUAAAUGUAAAUGUGUAAACCCUUCAUUGAACAAAUUCAUUGGUUUAAAUAAAGAUUUCCACACAUAGACAUUCAGCAGUAUAAGGAACAUAAUUACUGUAAUGAAAACAGUGUCUCUAUUAUUCAAAUUCAUGCAAAUAUCUCACUUUCUCUCUCCAACCUCCCUCCCUCACACCCUCUCUCUGUCUGUAGUUUUCGGGGGAGGUCCCAGAGAACAGGGUGAACGUGGUGGUGGCCAACCUGACAGUGAUUGACAGGGAUCAGCCCCAUAGCCCUAACUGGGCUGCCCAGUACCGCAUCGCCAGCGGAGACCCCCAAGGUCACUUCCUCAUCCGCACCAACCCUGUCAACAACGACGGCAUGGUCACUGUGGUCAAGGUAGGGGACUACUUUACUGUUUUACAUAAACAACUCCUAGUGCUUUGGUUCCAUAUUAAUAUUGGUGCAAUUUAGUUGUUAUUUAAUUUAUCUUUGGCUUCUCUCUCUCUUUCUCUCUCUCUCAACCUCCCUCCCUACCUCUCUUUCUCCCCCACCCUUCUCUCCAUCCAGCCGGUGGACUAUGAGCAGAACAGAGCCUUUAUGCUAACUGUGAUAGUCUCUAACAAGGCCCCCCUGGCCAGUGGGAUCCAGUCUUCUCUCCAGUCUUCAGCGGGGGUCACCAUCUCCGUACAGGAUGUUAAUGAAUCCCCUGUCUUCCCCACCAACCCCAAGUCCAUCCGUUUUGAGGAGGGUGUCCCUGCAGGCACCACGCUCACCGUGUUUGCUGCCCAAGACCCUGACCUCUUCAUCCAGCAAACUGUCAGGUACUGGAUGUUCACUGUUUUACAAUAGAUGCUGAUUGUAUUUUGCAUGGAUUUGCUCUCUCGUGAGGCUGAAACACUGCUUUCUGUGACUUUCCUAACUGAACUCUCCCAAGACCAGGGUCCAAUCGUUUCCCUGUUGCCUAGCGACUAGAGACGAAAGGUUAAAUCGUAAUGAGCUGGACUGUGUGUCCAGCCACUCUUUCCUUCUCUACCCCUCUUUCUCUCCAUGUCUCUCCUCAUCGAUCCCUCUAUUGCUUGCGUCCGUGGCCAUACUCCCUGAGUGGGGUGGCACUAGGGGCAUGGUGCCAUCUCUACAUCGACCCAGUGGACCUCCCUGGAGAGAACUCCCACAUACUCACCGGGUCAAAGGUCAUUGAGCCACUACAGCCACUACAUUUCCAGAUUCAGCACCAAUCAAUUCCACUCUAAAUUCAGUCUGACACCCGUACACGGAGGCACUCUGGAAAUGUUAGAGAAUUGAUGCGGUGCCGGCAAACAAAUAAACUCUAAAAAUAAUAUAAUAUGCCAUUUAGCAGACGCUUUUAUCCAAAGCGACUUACAGUCAUGCGUGCAUACAUUUUUGUGUAUGGGUGGUCCCGGGGAUCGAACCCACUACCUUGGCGUUACAAGCGCCGUGCUCUACCAGCUGAGCUACAGAGGACCACUAAAAACACCAGUUCUUCUCAUAAAUGGACUCACUCAUGCAAACUUACUCUUUCACUGUUGUUUUGUCUUCUGAGAGCCACAGAACUCCUCUUCUUCUCUCGCCUCCCUCUCUCUCUAACUCAAUCCUUUCACCAUCUCAGUCUCUUUUUCUCCUUUAUUGAUGGGAAGUCAGCGCUCCCAUCUUCUGCAGAGAUGUCGUUGCAGCAGACAGGCAACUCAUGUUUGGACAGCCUAAUCUUCACUGGCUGAUUCACUUUAGUGACCUUGCACACAGAUGACGUGAGGAUCUACAGUGUGUGUGCACCAGAAGAGACUCCUCUUCCUUUCUCCUUCCCCAUCCCUCCUCCUCCCUUUUUUCUAGCUCAUCUAGAGGGAAGGAAGAGGAGAGGAGAGAGGAGAAGAAAGAGUUGAAUAGGGUCUGAUUUGCCAGCUAAUUUCACUGUCAGACUUGAGGGAUGUAGUGGAAUGUGUGGAUGGAUCAUAUAACUUCCCCACCAGUUGUGUGUCCUUCUCCCUGUGCCAGCCUCUGCCAGCUGGGUGUCAGAGAGAGCCACUGUGGCAUGAGAAGAGAUGACAGGGCCUCUCACACCAACUAGAGACCUCUGUUUCACCUGCCAAGGGACACCAAAUCCAAACUGACAUCCAAGUCUGUUGAGGAGAAGAAAGAGUUGAACAGGGUCUGAUUUGCCAGCUAAUUUCACUGUCAGACUUGAGGGAAGUAGUGGAAUGUGUGGAUGGAUCAUAUAACUUCCCCACCAGUUGUGUGUCCUUCUCCCUGUGCCAGCCUCUGCCAGCUGGGUGUCAGAGAGAGCCACUGUGGCAUGAGAAGAGAUGACAGGGCCUCUCACACCAACUAGAGACCUCUGUUUCACCUGCCAAGGGACACCAAAUCCAAACUGACAUCCAAGUCUGUUGGCAUGACUCUCUGUAACUCUCAUGUUCCUGUUAUUUUGCCUUCUAUUCUGUUGUUGAUAUCCCCAUGAAGGAACACCACAUCUAUCUGUCUUUACCUCCCUCCGUCCCUUGGAGUGCAGGAUUUCCAUUGUUGCAGGAGUCUAAAUGUGGCAGAGUGUGUUUCAUUAGCGGGAGAUAGAUUUAGCUGCCUAGCUGCAAUAAUCUCCCACACAUCUCGUUGGCACUCGCUAACCUGUGUCAUCCUCCAGCGUGUUCUCUAAUUAGACCUAUUAUCAUCAUCAUCAUCAUCAUCGGCAGCAGCAUCAAACCUCUUCCCACCAGGCAUCUAAUCUCUCUAUACCUCUGUCUCUAUAUUUUCAUUAUAUAUACAAUGUAUGUGGACACCCCUUCAAAUUAGUGGAUUCGGCUAUUUCAGCCACACCUGUUGCUCCUGUUGCUGACAGGUGUAUAAGUAUGAAGUGGAAACAUCUAGGAGCAACAACGGCUCAGCCGCGAAGUGAUAGGCCACACAAGCUCACAGAAUGGGACCCACAAGUGCUGAAGCACGUAAAAAUCGUCUGUCCAAGGUUGCAACACUUACUACCGAGUUCCAAACUGCCUCUGGAAGCCACAUCAGCACAAGAGCUGUUCGUCGGGAGCUUCAUGAAAUGGGUUUCCAUGGCCGAGCAGCCGCACACAAGCCUAAGAUCACCAUGCACAAUGCCAAGCGUCGACUGGAGUGGUGUAAAGCUUGCCGCCAUUGGAAUCUGGAGCAGUGGAAACGCGUUCUCUGGAGUGAUGAAUCAUGCUUCACCAUCUGGCAGUCCGACGGACAAAUCUGGGUUUGGCGGAUGCCAGGAGAACGCUACCUGCCCCAAUGCAAAGUGACAAUUGUAAAGUUUGGUGGAGGAGGAAUAAUGGUCUGGGGCUGUUUUACAUGGUUCGGGCUAGGCCCCUUAGUUCCAGUGAAGGGAAAUCUUAACGCUACAGCAUACAAUGACAUUCUAGAUGAUUCUGUGCUUCCAACUUUGUGGCAACAGUUUGAGGAAGGCCCUUUCCUAUUUCAGCAUGACAAUGCCCCCAUGCACAAAGCGAGGUCCAUAUAGAAAUUGUUUGUUGAGAUCGGUAUGGAAGAACUUUACUGGCCUGCACAGAGCCCUGACCUCAACCCCAUCGAACACCUUUGGGAUGAAUUGGAACGCCGACUGCGAGCCAGGCCUAAUCGCCCAACAUCAGUGCCCGACCUCACUAAUGCUUGUGGCUGAAUGGAAGUCCACGCAGCAAUGUUCCAACAUCCAGUGGAAAAUCUUCCCAGAAGAGUGGAGGCUGUUAUAGCAGCAAAGGGGGGACCAACUCCAUAUGAAUGCCCAUGAUUUUGGAAUGAGAUGUGUCCACAUACCUAUGGUAAUGUAGUGUAUCUCUCCCUCUCUAUACACUGUGACAAACGCCUUUUAACGGAGUAAUCACAUUGAUUUACAUUGAUUUUGAAUUCGAGGCAGUGUUACCUGCAUGAAAGUAAGCUCCUGUACCUCUAAUUAAUAUCUCCACUUACAUACUCAUUUGUUUCUGCAAAUUGCUCUUCAUUUGCAUCAGUUUACUCUUGUUAGCUGUCAGCUUUGCCUGGCAAAACCAAGCUGCAAGAAUACCAAACUGCUUCCUGAUACAGGGGAGAUGUGUGCAAUGAUAAACUCCUGAUCCUAUCUGGAAGUUAAGAUUAGAUACAGGGUAUUCGCCAAUUCUACUUGUAUUUGUACUGAAGGAUAUAUUAAGGCAUUAUCACUAUGGGAUUAGAUAUGUUGUAAUAGUUUUUACAUCUACUGUGUGUCUCUAGGUACUCAAAGCUGUCUGACCCAGCUAACUGGCUGAGGAUCAACAGGACCAAUGGUCAGAUCACCACCAUGGCUGUGCUGGACAGGGAGUCUAUGUAUGUCAGGAACAACAUCUAUGAGGCCACCUUCCUGGCUGCCGACAAUGGUAAGUCUGGUAAGUGAGUGUGUGCACGUGGUAAUUCUGUGUGUGUGUGUGUGUGUCUCUGUCUGUCUUCAUGUGUGUACAUGUGCGUGCAUGCGUACUGCAUAAGUGUGUGUGUUGCCUGCUAAAUGUAUCCCUUGUGUACUGUGGAGAGGAGUGAAAUAUCUGUCUAAAUGUACAAAAGGUGAGUGCUGUCAAAGCUGCUGUAGCGAUCGGUGAAGUACUCUAAAACCAAUCGACCCAUUACGAAUAGAGGUGUUUGCUCUCUGUGUUUGAGAGAGAGGGCACAGGUGGUGUGUUAUACCACAGAGAUAUGACAGAUUGGUUUGCGGGAAUGAGGUGUGCUGCCCUCGAGUGCACAGAAUUUAGGCAAACAAGCUGCUGAUUGCCUAUUGAUUCCAAACACCAGUCGACAUGGGGAUAUAUUGCACUUUGAUUGAGUUUUGCUUUUAUUAAUUCUGCUCCACGAAGGAGUGAGCUCAACAAAGCGCUGAACCAAUCAUAACAGACAAGCAGUCAAUGGUGUGCUCUGCUGUGCUGAGGCAAUAGACCUUUACAUAAAGUAGCUGUAGCUCAUGCACUGCGUUACUUUGUAAUAGAAAACAGAGGUGGAUCUCCUCAGUGUGAUGAGCUUGGGUAAACAUUCAUGCAGACAGUGCAGCAUCAGUUACUUAGCAGAAAAUACUCCAUGGUAAUCAGUCGGCUAUACAAAGUUAUGGUAGUCUGUUUGUCACUGACUGUAGGUUAGGGUGUGUUGUCAUAGUGUCAGAGUCUGACUGUAGGUUAGGAUGUGUUUGUUGUCAUAGUAUAUUUAAGUAAUAAGGCCCGAGGGGUGUGGUAUAUGGCAAAUAUACCACGGCUAAGGGCUGUUCUCAUCCAUGACGCAACGCGGAGUGCCUAGAUAUAGCCCUUAGCCGUGGUAUAUUGGCCAUAUACCACAAACCCCCGAGGUGCCUUAUUGCUAUUAUAAACUGUCUACCAACGUAAUUAGAGCAGUAAAAAAAAAUGUUUUGUCAUACCCGUGGUAUACAGUCUGAAAUACCACGGCUGUCAGUCAAUCAGCAUUCAGGGCUCGAACCACCUAGUUUAUAAUGUAGUUUAGUGUGUGUUUGUUGUCACAGUAUAUUGUAGGUUAGGGUGUGUUCGUUGUCGUAGUAUAUUGUAGGUUAGGGUGUGUUUCUCCUCAGUGCAUUUUAACAACAACAUUUCAUGUGUCUUCUGAGAGUGCUGAGCUCCAGACUCACGAAGAGUGAAAUAUUUAUGUGCGGUUUCAUUUGUUAUGGCUGUCAUCACUGGGAGCUUUUAGAACAAAUGCAUGCUGUAUUCUUCCAUCACUCUCAAACCCUCUCUCAAUAUUCUCUCAGCUCCCUCGUUUUUCUCUUUCUCUGUUUCUCCCUCAUCUCCCCUCCCUCUGUCCCUUUACUCUCUUCUAUUUUCAUUCUAUUUCUCACCUCCAGAUGAAAUUCAAUUCAGCUCAAGUGAUUUUUAGAAGAUGUUUUGGGGUUGGGGGGGGGGAGGUGCAGUACCCUCCGUACCCCUACUUCCUGUGGCUAGGCUGUGUAUAUAUGCAUGAAGUUUCUCUCUUCCUCAAAUUGAUUAUGUUUGUCUCACCUCUCUUCCUUACUCCCCUUCUCUCUCUCUCUCUCUCUCUCUCUCUCUCUCUCUCCCUCUCUCUCUCUCUCUCUCUCUCUCUCUCUCUCUUCCCCUUCUCUCAGGUUCUCCUCCGGCCAGUGGAACAGGUACUCUGCAGAUCCAUCUGAUAGAUGUGAAUGACAAUGCUCCGGUGCUGAUGCCCAAGGAGGCCCAGGUGUGUGAGCGCGCCAAUCCCCGCUCCAAGGUCAACAUCACAGCCUCCGAUGCAGACGCUGACCCCCAUGUGGGGCCCUUUGUGUUCGAGCUGCCCUCCUACCCCCCCAGUGUCCGACGCAACUGGACCGUCUCCCGGAUCAGUGGUAAGACAUGGGAUCUCCACAAGAGGGGUAGUGUGUCAUAGUUGAAAUUCUGUAGUCCAACUUCUCCACACAGCCCCCCCCCCCCACCCCCCUUCUAGCUAUGACUCUGCUGAUGGCUACUUUAUUGAGGAAAAUGUAAUAAGAAUAAUAAUAAUAUGCCAUUUAGCAGACGCUUUUAUCCAAAGCGACUUACAGUCAUGCGUGCAUACAUUUUUUUGUGGAUCGAACCCACUACCUUGGCGUUACAAGCGCCGUGCUCUACCAGCUGAGCUACAGAGGACCACUAUGUACUUACUAUGCCUGUGAUAUGUGGUUGUCCCACCUAUCUAUCUUAAGAUGAAUGCACUAACUGUAAGUCACUCUGGUUAAGAGUGUCUGCUAAAUGACUAAAAUGUAAAUGCUGUUGAUUUAUAUUGUCUAAAUAUUGUCUGAUGUGUGUGUGUGGAUGCUGGCUCCCUGUGUGUUUGCUGCUGUGUGACAGAUGACAUGGUGUGGUCUCAGGCUGAUGGCCUGUGGUAUAAAGGAGCUCUUAUAUGUCAUAUAUGCAUUAUAUUUGCAUUAUAAUCCUUUCACAGCAUUAUGAGGCUGCGUUGAGACAAUGACUUAUUAAUAACCCAAGCCCAGCUCAGCAAAUCUCUACCAUUGUGGCACGGAGUUGUCAUAAUGCUUCAGCAAAUGUACAUUACACCAGGGGUGUCGGUAGAAACAAUAUAAGUAACCUAAUUUAUGUCCCUCUAACUGCCCUGAAUGCCUCUGCUGAUCCUACAGCUAUUGUAUGCAGUAAUCAUGUGCCUAUGAACCAGAUGUAUACUGUUAGCACUGAGCCGGUGUGCCCUAUGAGGAAGUCCACUGUGUGCAGCUCACCCUGCACUAACAUAAAUAACAUGAGCACAUCUACAAGCAAAAAAACAAGUAAGCAUCCCAGAAGAAAAGUGCUCAAAAUAGCCCACGUUAACAUAUGUAGCUUAAGAAACAUUAAUAUUCUGACUAUCUCUGAAACUCACUUAGAUAAUACCUUUGAUGAUACAGUGGUAGCAAUACAAAGUUAUAACAUUUACAGAAAAGAUCGAAAUGCCAAUGGUGGAGGUGUUGCUGUUUAUAUUCAGAACCACAUUCCUGUAAAGAUUAGAGAGGAUCUCAUGUUAAAUUCUGUUGAAGUAAUAUGGCUACAGGUUCAUCUGCCUCACCUAAAGCCCAUUCUGGUGGGAAGCUGCUAUAGACCACCAAGUGCUAACGGUGAGUAUCUGGAUAACGUGUGAAAUGCUUGUUAAUAUGUGUGAUAUAAACAGAGAGGUAUAUUUUCUGGGUGAUUUAAAUAUUGACUGGCUUUCAUCAAGCUGCCCACUCAAGAAAAAGCUUCAAACUGUUACCACUGCCUGCAACCUGGUUUAGGUUAUCAGUUAACCAACCAGGGUAGUUACAAACAGCACAGGAAUGAAAUCAUCAGCAUGUAUUGAUCACAUCUUUACUAAUGCUGCAGAAAUUAGCUUGAAAGCAGUAUCCAGAUCCAUCGGAUGUAGUGAUCACAAUAUAGUAGCUAUAUCUAGGUCAUACAAUAAGUUUUGUAGUGAUUCUUAUGUUGUUGAUGUAAAGAAUAUUUGUUGGUCCGUGGUGUGUAAUGAGGAGCAAACAGACACUGCACUUGACACAUUUAUGAAAUUGCUUAUUCCAGUUACUAAUAAGCAUGCACCCAUUAAGAAAAUGACUGUAAAAACUGUUAAAUCCCCGUGGAUUGAUGAGGAAUUGAAAAAUAGUAUGGUUGAGAGGGAUGAGGCGAAAAUAAUGGCAAAUAAGUCUGGCUGCACAACCGAUUGGCAAACGUAUUGCAAAUUGAAAAAUCAUGUGACUAAACUGAAUAAAAAGAAGAAGAAACUACACUAUGAAACAAAGAUAAAUGACAUAAAGAAUUAUAGUAAAAAGCUUUGGAGCACCUUCAAUUACAUUUUGGGGAAAAAAGGUAAACUCAGCUCCAUCAUUCAUUGAAUCAGAUGGCUCAUUCAUCACAAAACCAACUGAUAUUACCAACUAUUUUAAUGAUUUUUUCAUUGGCAAGAUUAGCAAACUUAGGCAUGACAUGCCAGUAACAAACGCUGACACUACAUAUCCAAGUAUAUCUGACCAAAUCAUGAAAGACAAGCAUUGUAAUUUUGCAUUCCAUAAAGUGAGUGUGGAAGAGGUGUAAAAAGUAUUGUUGUUUAUCAACAAUGACAAGGGUCUGACAACUUGGAAGGAAAAUGACUGAGGAUAAUAGCGGAUGAAAUUGCCACUCCUAUUUGCCAUAUUUUCAAUUUAAGCCUACUAGAAUGUGUGUGAGGGAAGUCUUGGAGGGAAGCAAAAGUAAUUCCGCUACCUAAGAAUAGUAAAGCCCCCUUUACUGGCUCAAAUAGCCGACCAAUCAGCCUGUUACCAACCCUUAGUAAACUUUUGGAAAACAUUGUGUUUGACCAAAUACAAUGCUAUUUUACAGUAAACAAAUUGACAACAAACUUUCAGCAUGCUUAUAGGGAAGGACAUUCAACAAGCACAGCACUUACACAAGUGACUGAUGAUUGGCUGAGAGAAAUUGAUGCUAAAAAGAUUGUGGGGGCUAUUUUUUUAGACUUCCGUGCGGCUUUUGACAUUAUCGAUCAUAGUCUGCUGCUGGAAAAAAAGUACCUGUGUAUUAUUCUGUAUGUAUUUGCAUGUACUAUAUCUCUACCAGUUCUGCUCACAUGGCCACAGAUGACUACAGUAAAACUCCGGAGUGGUCAACUGUUUAUUUCUACACCACCGCACUUCAAGCAGUGACUGGACAUUGUGUCUGUGUGACUAUGUGCAGGUGACUAUGCCCAGCUGAGACUGAGGAUUCCCUACCUGGAUACAGGGGUGUAUGAUGUUCCCAUCAUCGUGUCGGACUCCGGGAACCCGCCCCUCUCUAACAGGUCCACUAUAAAGGUCAAGGUGUGUCCAUGUGAUGACAACGGAGACUGUACUACCACCGGAGCUGUGGCUGCCGCCGGACUGGGGACCGGAGCCAUCAUAGCCAUACUCAUCUGUAUCAUCAUACUGCUUGGUGAGUAUAAUACACAUUUACACACACACGCCUGUGCUGUAGGAGUCAUUGUCUGUAUCAACAUACUACUAGAUACUGUAAGUAUAUAAUGUACAUUACACACACAACCUCUGAUAUAUCCCUUUUCACUUCAUGUCUGGGGUGUUGUGUUGUGUGUGUUGUGUGUUGCAGUCCUGGUGCUGGUGUUUGUGAUGUGGAUGAAGCGCAGGGAGAAGGAGCGUCAGGCCAAGCCCCUGCUGAUCGACCCAGAGGACGACGUCAGAGACAACAUCCUGAAGUAUGACGAGGAGGGUGGAGGAGAGGAGGACCAGGUCAGUGUUAUACACAUUACACAUGCACAAGGCUUCAUCUAACAACACAGCCAUACAGUUGAUGGCGGUGAUGAUGAUGAUGAUGAUGAUGAUGAUGAUGAUGAUGAUGAUGGUGACAACAAUGAUGAUGUGAAGACGAUGAUGAUUAUGAUGAUGAAGAUGGCAUAUUUAAUUACUGUGAUUGCACUCAGACACUUCCUUAGUCAUUCUUACAGUCCCUCUGAGUCUCCUUCCUUGCUUUGUGUUGCAGGACUAUGACCUUAGCCAGCUGCAGCAGCCUGAGUCUCUGGAGCACAUCAUCAGUAAACCAGUGGGGGUGCGCAGGGUGGACGAGAGGCCCAUCAUCGCUGAGUCCCAGUACCCCGUCAGACCCAGCCUGCCCCACCCUGGAGACAUCGGAGACUUCAUCAACGAUGUACGUUAACUAUUAGACAUCAGACGUAAUUUAUCUCAAAAGACUGUAUAAGUGUUCUAAUGUUUGAGUUUCUAUACUAAAGAACAAUCACAGUAACAGCACAGUUCAUAACAAUCACAGUAACAGCACAGUUCAUAACAUUCACAGUAGCAGCACAGUUCAUAACAAUCACAGUAACAGCACAGUUCAUAACAAUCACAGUAGCAGCACAGUUCAUAACAAUCACAAUAACAGCACAGUUCAUAACAAUCACAGUAGCAGCACAGUUCAUAACAAUCACAGAAGCAGCACAGUUAAUAACAAUCACAGUAACAGCACAGUUCAUAACAAUCACAAUAACAGCACAGUUCAUAACAAUCACAGUAACAGCACAGUUCAUAACAAUCACAGUAACAGCACAGUUCAUAACAAUCACAAUAACAGCACAGUUCAUAACAAUCACAGUAACAGCACAGUUCAUAACAAUCACAAUAACAGCACAGUUCAUAACAAUCACAGUAACAGCACAGUUCAUAACAAUCACAGUAGCAGCACAGUUCAUAACAAUCACAGUAGCAGCACAGUUCAUAACAAUCACAGUAACAGCACAGUUCAUAACAAUCACAGUAGCAGCACAGUUCAUAACAAUCACAGUAGCAGCACAGUUCAUAAAAUCACAGUAACAGCACAGUUCAUACCAAACUUAGCAACAAGCAUGCCAUCAGUAUAAUCACUAUUGCCUUCCUCUCCUCAGUGUUAACUAACCCUCUCUGUCUCUCUCUCUCUCAGGGUCUGAGGGCGGCGGACAACGACCCCACAGCCCCGCCCUAUGACUCCCUGCUGGUGUUUGACUACGAGGGCAGUGGCUCCACGGCCGGCUCUGUCAGCUCCCUCAACUCCUCCAGCUCAGGAGACCAGGACUACGACUACCUCAACGACUGGGGCCCCCGCUUCAAGAAGCUGGCAGACCUCUACAGCGGGGGAGACGACGACUGA